Messenger RNA from Python bivittatus (Burmese python), 5358 nucleotides. It is a transcript of the gene ZDBF2, whose product is annotated as zinc finger DBF-type containing 2. Lineage: Eukaryota; Metazoa; Chordata; Lepidosauria; Squamata; Pythonidae. Gene Ontology annotation, biological process: genomic imprinting. Gene Ontology annotation, molecular function: nucleic acid binding; zinc ion binding. The record is from RefSeq and is a predicted model, not a curated record.
UGUUUAGAAAUUUUACUAAAUUUAAUCUGGGAUUGGGAAGCAAAUUGGAUAGAUUUUGAUGAAUACCAAUUUUGUGUCUGUCGUCCUUAUAUUAUGAAAUCAGAUUAUAUUGCUGCCAGUGAUCAAGGCUCAUAUGGCAUGUAAUUGUAGCACAUGUAUCUGUUUGAAUGUGGGCCAGUCUGUUCCAAUCACAUUAAAAGAGGACACAGGAAUCUAUUUUUAAAUAUAAGAGGGGCAUAUUGGUAAGUGGAACUGAAUGGUUCUCUCUCCUGUGAGCUACCUCUACCUGUUUCUUCUGGUCUCAAAGUCCAAUGAGAUGGAAAAGAGUUCAGACAACAGAGUGAAGAAAUGUUUGAUCAUAAUAAGCAAGCUGAUGAAGCCAAUGUUAGUUCAGCACAAGGUAUGGAAAGGAAAGUUAAUGAAGGUUCCUUAUGGCAGGACAGCAAUAGUAGUUUAAAUAUACAAGGAUCAGAGCUGUCUAAAACUGGAGUACCUGUUAUGCAGAACAGACAAGGUUAUUGCAACUGUUGCCAUGCACCCUACAGUAAUCUUGAACAGCAUGUAUACAGUUCCCAGCAUAGACAUUUUGUCAGUUACUGUAGGAAUCGUAUGGGUACAACUAGCCUGAUGGAGCGUUUCCUGCAAGAUGUUCUGCAACAUCAUCCCUAUCGAUACUACGACAAUAGACCAACUUAUGAUGACAUGCCAUUCAACUCCCAGCUUCUUGCAAGGGAUGGGGCUGCUCUUUCUGUGGAAGUCAAAGAGAAAGAGAGAGAUACAAGCAGGGUGGAGGAUCCAAACACUGAGAGUGGAUUGACUGCUGAAUCAGGCUGCCUUAUUUCCCAGAGCCAUGAAAAGCUGAAGAAAGCUUCUGAGGCACUCCUACCUAUCCAGACCCUAGGAAGGGGGCAACAGCCCAAUCUAGGAGCUUCACAACGAACUAUGGAUAUUUCCAGUAAUACAAACAAUCUUGGUCCAACAAGCAUUUUGACUGAAAAUAAUAGUCAGAAAUUUACAGCUAAGGACGUUUUACCCCAUCCAUUACCUGUUAGCCAGUUGUCAUCUACUCCUCAUAGACUUGCAAAAAACAUUAGAUAUCCAGUAACAACAGAUUUAGUUUUAAAUGACAUACGUGAGCAGACUAAUCAGGAUAUAUGCAACCAAGAUGGAUUUCUGAAUUCAAACGAAAGUCCUGUUUUACAGUCAGUCCCAUCAAAAACUGUUUCACAUUCUCAUGAGAGUCCUGUCUAUAAUAAAGGCAACUCUUUAAUCUCAGGUCAACUUUUUUUAAAACAAGAUGAGUUAGAAUCUCAGGAUGAAACUCAGAUUAACUUCUGUCUCAGGAAUACUAGAAAACCUGUGGGCACCAGCAAUUCCCUGACUUUUCAAGCAACUUCCCAAUUAUCGAGACAAAAAGAACAUUUGUACAGAAGUGCUGAAAGUUCUAUAAAUGAAAUAAUUGAACAAGUCAUUUUGAAAUACUGCUAUGAAGCUCCUCCCAAAGAGUUGCCUUGCAGAGAAGAAGAUGCAAAUUCCUGUGUAAAUAUACUGUCACUUUUGGAUCACAGUAGUCUACAUGGCUCAGAUAUAAGUUUUGACUGUGAUGCAGCUGUUGAUUCAGGAGCAAACCUGCCCAAGUUAACUGUUAAAAAUCUAGAACUUCUCAAAGAAGUUAAAGUAAAUCUACAAGAUGAAAAUUAUGGCACCCAACUCAGUUCCAUUUUUAAUAACGUUUCAAUGCCGCAAGUAGCUGAAGCAGAAAAUGACAUUUCAGUUCAAAAUGAAGAGCCAGUUCUUCCAGCUCUGCCUCAUGUGCCUCCUUCCUUCGUAGGAAAAACCUGGUCUCAGAUCAUGUACGAAGAUGAUAUGAAAAUUGAAGCACUUGUGCGGGAUUUCAGAGAAGGCCGCUUCCGCUGCCAUUUUGAUACUGAGUCCUUGGCUCAUCGUACACAGAGCAGGCUAAGAAAAAAACCCCAAAAAAGUGAUGAGAGGAUCAAUACAGUUGCAGCUAACAAAACGGACGCUGGAUCAACUAAAGGGGUUCCAGAAUUUACUGAUGGGCUAAGUGAUGGCCCUGACUUUAGCAACUUAUCUGCAACUUCAGAAAUACAUGUUCCAAAACCACUGAAGAAUCCCAAAAAAAGGAUUUGGCGCCUUGCCUCAAGAUGCCAAGUAGUCAAGGUUAGCCAUGGCACACAAACAAGUUUGGUACAGUAUCCAGUAGUAAAACAAAAAGUAAUUAGGAAGGACUAUCAGCUACAAGAUCAGAUGGCUAACCUCCUUUGGUCAGAGAAUGAGAAAACACCUGCCAUGAAAACUAGACUAUGUGCUCUUAGGCUUCCCAAGUCUUAUACCAAAAUCAUGAGCCCUUUACAGCCACAAACGGUAGUCUAUGUUCUUUCAUGUCCAGAGACGAAACAAUCUAGGAACAAGGCUGAAGAGGUUCCCAAAAUUAAAAGUCAUAGCUCCACAGAUAGUAAAGAUUCUGUAAGGUAUAAAUACAAACAAACUUCUAUUAAGUAUUAUGAUCCUCUGACAAAUCGAAUUUUAAAAACACCUCCCAAAUGCGUACCUGGGGAGAAGACAAAGAAGCCUACACAUGUUCGACAGCUAUUCAGGAAUCUCAACCUUGAUGGAAACAGGAAGAAACAAGCUGAUACCCAGUAUAUGUCAAAGUCCUUCAAUUCACCAGACAACCAUGCUUCAGCAGCAUCUCUCUUGCUUGAUCCUGUUAAGGAGAAUGAUAUGAAUUCAAGUCACCAUAAGACAGAUGAAUCUUCUAUUUCUACAGAAAGAUCUGAGUGUUUGGUAUAUAACUGUUCAGAGAAAUGCUGUAAACCCUUAUUUGUUUCACCAUUGAACUCACACCAAUCAGAACAGGAAAGCGACUUUCAGUUCAAUCCAUUUAAUAGAAAAGGAAUCAAAUGUCCCUUGAAGUCCCAUACAGCUGAUCAUUUAGAAAGAGACAAUCCAAAGAAAAUAUGGCAGAGAAAAAAAAUCAAUAGUAGAGAAUCAGGGUUUCCUAAAAAAACUUCAGGACUAAUUUUUGUCAAACAUGACCUUGUUAAGAAAGGCAGUAGGAAACAACCACCCAGAAGUACAACUCAGCAAAUAGAGAGAAAGAUAAAAAAGAUUUCUUCUUGUACCCUCAAAUCAUCUAUUCUCAGGCACCACUCUAAGAAAACUACCAUAGCAAAGCACCUUCAGAAAGAAAAAGCUGAUAUUAAAAAGCUGACAGUGUCAAGGAAGCCGAAAGGAACAUUUUUGAACACUGCAGCUGGAAUGGGUGUUCCUGAAAAAAGGCAGAGAGCCACUGUAAGGACUUCUUCCAAAGUAAAGGCAUGGGAAAUGACUAGAGACAAGAAUCUUUUUUGCACUGUGAAAUGAUGUUACUCAGAUCAUAUAAACUUGCUUUUUGACUGUCUAAGAGGGCUUGAAAGGGAGAGGAAAGUGGGAGUGGCUUUUGAAAUGAAUACAUCAGAAUUAGAAAUGGAACAAGUUCAAGAUCCGACAGUAAGCUAAUACGUCAAGAGGUAGUCCAUAUUGCUGCUUUGUAAGUGUUCUGCACAUUACACGUUGAGUAAGGCUACCUUUUUUUAAGCAGUAAAAGCCCAGUGUUGCAGCUUGCUAUAUUAUUUUUGUCACACAGAGCAUUAUUUUCCCGUGUAAAACCAAUGUCAGUUAUUGAAGACAUUUACCUUUUACAUGAGGCUCAGUUUUGAUAUCUUGUUGGUAAACUAAGCAAUGCCAAAGCUCAUCCCACAGCAGCAUGAAACUAAAUGGGCAUUCCUGCUGUUUAGUUAAGACUGUCAGUUUCCCCUUAACUUCCCUGAAGAAUCUUUGAUUGUCUAGAGCCACUUUUAUGGAAAUUGCACAUGGAAGUUUGGGGUGUAUGCAUUGCAUUUGCAGAAGUGACUUCACCUUGUCUGGAAUGCAAUUUUGGAUAUAAAUCACACUGAUUGAGUUUGUAAAUUCAGAUCACAAAUACAGAAUUAUCCAUCCUCUGUUUAUUCCCUUGUCAACAAACAGCAUCAGAGAUCAUUCUAGAAUGAAGCUAGUCUUGAAAAACAUUUUUUCUUUCUUUCAACUUUUUUAUUUUUCCUGGAAGAAUGAUUGAUUUUUAAGAACAUACAGAAUGGUUAAUCAAGAUUGCUGUGUAUAAGCAAUAUUUCUAUCCUUAAUCUGCCCUUAAAAACAUGCAUUACAGAUAUCUAGUUUUACUUCACAAUGUAGUUGUGAAAGCAUCUGAAAGUAAUUUCAAUAAGCAAGUUUUAUUUCGUGUUUAAAAUAGAUUUCCAAAUUGAAAUUGUGAAAAGUAACAUCCUAUACUUAAUUUUUUUGACUUGCAUUAAUAUGUUUAUUAAAAACAUUUUUCUGACUACAUGUUCCAAGUUAUAUGUUACUCUCAAAUAUAAAAUAAUGUUAUAAUUCUCCAUCUGGAUUUAUUGAAUUUCUGUUUUCUGAGAAGAGACCUUCCAACAGGUAUUUGCAUGAGAAUGAAUAUUUUGUUCAACAUCCCUGGUUGUUAGGACAAUACUUCCAGUGUACUGUCACCACAAACUAUUGUAGCCUGGUAAUUAUUGGUGCCUCUGUCAUAUACUAUUCUAAUACAAACAUAUUUAAACAAAAGCUCUUUAACUGAUAAUUUUAUAAGUUACUUGAUAAAAGUUUUAUUGCAAAAGUUUCUUUUUCAACUGUUUUGUGUUUAUAUGCAAAAUUUCACUGAUACAUUUAUGAUGGAUAAGAGUGUCCUUUUUAACUAACAUGCUGAUUUUUGCAUUCUGAUCUGUAAGCUUUUGUGAAUAUUCUGACAGAGUACAUGGUCUUAUCUUCAUCAGUUGUUAAAUUGUAUAUAUUUCCGUACUGUCCUGCUUUCUUAACCCUCCCAUUUUUUCCCAACCUCAGGAUGCACAAGGCACAGACUGUCUAAUUUUAAACAUUUUUUAAUAUUUGUAUGUCUGUCUUUGGGUUAUAAAUUGGUUCCUCAGAGUGCCAUUUUAAAAAAAAGAUGUUAAAAAUGGCUAUAUUUAAAGAAUUUUGAUAAUUAUCUUGAUAUAUUUAUAUAUUUUCUUUAAAACAGGAAGAAGUCUAACAUCUUAUUUUUUGUAUUGUAAAGAGCUUGGAAUAUAAUUUUGGGGGAAAUUGUGCAGAAUUGAAAAUUCUAUAAUUAUUACUUUUGAAUAUGCCUCACUCCUGGAUUUAAGAUUACAGUGUAUGCUUGGUCAAAUAAAUGUUGGGGAGACAAUAUAUUUUGGUUAAAACUGUAUUUUAUCAGUUUGCUGGUUUUAUGGGUAGGUUUUUAACUUAUUAUCUUAUAGAAUUACAGUAUGUGGAAUGCUCAACAUUUUAAUAAAUAAA